Messenger RNA from Fundulus heteroclitus (mummichog), 2199 nucleotides. Its product is annotated as tripartite motif-containing protein 16. Gene Ontology annotation, molecular function: protein binding; zinc ion binding. Bases 33 to 1694 code for a protein of 553 amino acids. The transcript has a single exon. The record is from RefSeq and is a predicted model, not a curated record. Lineage: Eukaryota; Metazoa; Chordata; Actinopteri; Cyprinodontiformes; Fundulidae.
AACUCACACAAUCACUGUGACCGAGAGGAGAAAUGGAGCAGAAUCAGCUGAACCGAGAAACCUUGUCUUGUUCGAUCUGUCUGGAUCUACUGAAGGAUUCUGUAACUAUUCCCUGUGGACACAGCUACUGUAUGAAGUGUAUUAAAAACUUCUGGGAUGAAGAGGAUCAGAAAGGAAUCCACAGCUGCCCUCAGUGCAGGGAGACCUUCACACCGAGGCCCGUUCUGAAGAAAAACACCAUGUUAGCAGCUUUAGUGGAGCAGCUGAAGAAGACUGGACUCCAAGCUGCUCCUGCUGAUCUCUGCUAUGCUGGACCUGAAGAUAUGGCCUGUGAUUUCUGCUCUGGAAGAAAACUGAAAGCCACCAAGUCCUGUUUAGUCUGUCUGGCCUCUUUCUGUGAGAAACACCUUCAGCCUCAUUUUGUUUCAGCUCCAUUAAAAAAACACAAGCUGGUGGAGCCCUCCAAGAACCUCCAGGAGAACAUCUGCUCUCGUCAUGAUGAGGUGUUGAAGAUGUUCUGUCGUACUGAUCAGAAGUGUAUCUGUUAUCUCUGCCCUGUGGAUGAACAUAAAGGCCACGACACAGUGUCAGCUGCAGCAGAAAGGACUGAGAGGCAGAGAGAGCUGGAGGUGAGACGAGAAAACAUCCAGCAGAGAAUCCAGGACAGAGAGAAAGAUGUGAAGCUGCUUCAACAGGAGCUGGAGGCCAUCAAGCACUCUGCUGAUAAAACAGUGGAGGACAGUGAGAAGAUCUUCACUCAGCUGAUCCGUCUCAUCCAGAAAAGAAGCUCUGAUGUGAAGCAGCAGAUCAGAUCCCAGCAGGAAACUGAAGGGAGUCGAGUCAAAGAGCUUCAGAAGAAGCUGGAGCAGGAGAUCACUGAGCUGAAGAGGAAAGACGCUGAGCUGAAGCAGCUCUCAGACACAGAGGAUCACAACCAGUUUCUCCACAACUACCCCUCACUGUCAGCACUCAGUGAGUCUACACACUCAUCCAGCAUCAAGAUCCGUCCUCUGAGCUACUUUGAGGAUGUGACAGCAGCUGUGUCAGAGCUCAGAGAUCAACUACAGGACAUCCUGAGAGACGCAUGGAAAAACAUCUCACUGAGACUCACUGAGGUGGAUGUUUUACUGUUAGCAGAACCAAAAAACAGAGCUGAUUUUUUAAAAUAUUCACAUAAAAUCACACUGGAUCCAAACACAGCACACAAACAACUGUUACUAUCAGAGGGGAACAGAAAGGUGACAAGGACUGAUCAGACUCAGUCUUAUUCUAGUCAUCCAGACAGAUUCACGUUUUGGUCUCAGGUCCUAAGUAGAGAGAGUCUGACUGGACGUUGUUACUGGGAGGUGGAGUGGAGCGCAAGAGUUUCUGUAGCAGUCGCUUACAAGAAUAUCAGCAGAGCCGGAAGUGGGAAUAAAUGUGUAUUUGGAUAUAAUGACAAAUCUCGGGCAUUAUAUUGUUACCAAAACGGCUAUGAAUUUGUUCACAGUAACAUCAGGACCUCCAUCUCAGGUCCUGGUUCCUCCAGAGUAGGAGUGUACCUGGAUCACAGAGCAGGUAUUCUGUCCUUCUACAGCGUCUCUGAAACCAUGACUCUCCUCCACAGAGUCCAGACCACCUUCACUCAGCUGCUACAUGCUGGGGUUUUGAUUUGGAUCAGUGGAGACUCUGCUGAGUUCUGUAAACCCAAAUAGACAGAAUCCACUGAAGGUUCAAUGAGUUUGAUUCUGAUUUUUAAAUCUUCACAAUUUUCUUAAUUAUUGUUGUUUUAUGUCUAAACUGGUCAGAAAUCAAUCAGAGAUUGUCAGCCUUUGUUUUUCUUCAUCUUUGAUGAUCUGGUCCUGUUGGGUUUGUUAAUUCCUCAAUAUUGUUUUCCGAAACAGCUGAUCGGCACUGGCCUAUUUGCUGUUUUUUCUUCGUUGUUGGAGAAGACAACAGAUAUAGCCUUUUAGUGGACCUGAGUUGAUUUCCUGUCAAGUUGCUUUACUGCUGGUUGUAAAGUUAAAAUGCAGACUUGUUUCAAACUGCUUGAAUCUAUUUUUGAUGCCAUCUCUAAUAAGAGCGAUGUUCAGCUGAAUCUGAAGCACAAAGAUACAAUAGCUGAUGUUUAGUUUGUUUCUAAAGUGAUCAGUUAAAGGUAUACUAUGCAACCGGGGUUGAUUUUCCAGCGAGGCUCCCCCCAGAGGGCGAAAGUAAAAG